Molecule: messenger RNA, 1631 nt
Organism: Dicentrarchus labrax (European seabass)
Lineage: Eukaryota; Metazoa; Chordata; Actinopteri; Moronidae
Gene: selenof
Product: selenoprotein F
Exons: 5
Cellular component (GO): endoplasmic reticulum lumen
Molecular function (GO): oxidoreductase activity
Source: RefSeq, a predicted model, not a curated record
AAUAGUCAGUUAAGAGGGUUAACGGUCAGGCGCAAGUGGGCAGCCCUUCUGUAAAUAAAGGGGUCCUCGGAGUAGCUGUCUCUAAUAAAGCAGGAUCCAAAAUGUCGGGAGAGGUGUAUCUCCUGUGGCUCCUCUCGCUCUUACAGACGCUGUCAGCGUACGGCGCCGACCUGUCGUCUGAGGCGUGCAGGGAGCUGGGCUUCUCCAGCAACCUGCUGUGCAGCUCCUGUGACCUGCUCGGGGAGUUCAGCCUCACCAAGCUGCAGCCCGACUGCCGGCAGUGCUGCCAGCAGGAAGCCCAGAUGGAAGCACGCAAGCUUUAUGCUGGGGCCAUCCUCGAGGUGUGUGGAUGAAAAUUGGGGAGGUUCCCCCAAGUCCAAGCUUUUGUCAGGAGUGAAAAGCCGAAGCUGUUCAAGGGUCUUCAGAUCAAGUAUGUGAGAGGCUCAGAUCCUGUACUAAAGCUUUUGGACGAUAACGGGAACAUCGCUGAAGAACUCAGCAUCCUCAAGUGGAACACAGACAGCGUGGAGGAGUUCCUGAGCGAGAAAUUAGAUCGGAUAUAGACACGAGAAUCCAACGUUUUUUGUUUUUAGUCUUUAGUUAAAGGGUAGGUUCACCCAAAUUACAAUAGCUCUAGUGGGAUCUAGCCAUGCAGAUAUUUUCAGUUCUAGUGCCAAGGUUGUGAGAUAUCUGUCUCUGAUUUCUGCGUCACCCCUUCAGUGCAGUUUUGUUUGUGGUGAUCAACGUGCUGAAAAAUGACAUUUACUGUAAAUUAACCAGCUAACUCAUUGGGACUAUUUCUUCUCUUACUGAAGAAAUGGUACCAAUGGAAACUGAUCAACAGACACUUUUUCGGAAGAUCUGUAGCUGUAAAUCAAAUUGUUUCCAGUGUUUUGACCACCACAAACAAAAAUGCGCUUACCUCCGUUGUAUUUAGGUUGUGGCCUGAAAUGGUCAGAUCUUUUUAAAACUUGAGCAGAUUAAAACAAACUAUCUAAGUGGCUAGAGACUAGUAUGGGAAAGUGAGAAUUCAUUUUUUGUAGUUUGUGUGAACUAACUGUUUAGUUAUAUACCAAUUUGUACACAACUUGGCCUUGAUAGAUGGUUGUUAAAUCACUGCUCUAUAUGACUGUUUUUGUAUCUGAAAGUCAUGAAUUUCUUGUCUGAAUUUUACCAAAUAACUUGUGAGACUAUGUGAGGGUGUGAAAAGACCUUCACGGAGCCCAGCCGGGCAGCACAUCUGAAAUAAGGAUCACCAUUACAGAUUAAUCAUGGCUCAAAGUGGGUCCUUAGGUUUUAAAAACAAUGCACAUCAUGACCUGUUUUGUUGUCCACCCUUUGUCCGAUAUUCUUGUAUAAUUGUUUUUUUUUUAUAACGCUCAACAUUGUGACUGAUGGGAUUAGUGGUGAGAAUGAAUCCUAGUUGCUCUCCGAAUGCAGUCGUCUUUGCUGUGGCACACGUUGGUGAAGACCUCACAGUAAACCAGUGUUGGGAUGUGAGGUCUGAUGUAUGUUUGUGGUUUUCGGCAUCUUCUGCUUUGAAGAGAAACUGGAUUUAUUUUGAAUGCUUGUUUUUGAGCGAGUGAGGUGACUGUUUAAAUAUGCAACAAUAAACAAAGUCUCUGAUGGUU